Molecule: messenger RNA, 2265 nt
Organism: Aegilops tauschii subsp. strangulata
Lineage: Eukaryota; Viridiplantae; Streptophyta; Magnoliopsida; Poales; Poaceae
Source: RefSeq, a predicted model, not a curated record
AUGACCACAAACUUCUUAAAAAAUCUGUACUCAAAAGAAGAAGGUCUGGACCCCAAAGUUAUUGUGGACUGUCUUACUGAAAGAGUGACAAAUGAUAUGAACUCUUCGCUGCUCAAGGAGUUCUCAGAGAAGGAGGUUAGUGAUGCGUUGUUUCAAAUUGGACCUCUGAAAGCUCCCGGGCCCGAUGGCUUCCCGGCUAGGUUUUUUCAAAGGAACUGGAGCACGGUUAAGAAGGACGUGGUGAAUUCGGUUCUGAAAUUUUUUAGGGAGGGUAUCAUGCCGGGGGGAACCAAUGACACGGUCAUAGUGCUUAUACCCAAGAAAAACAACCCAGAGCAUUUGAAAGAUUUUCGCCCCAUAAGUCUGUGCAAUGUAAUCUACAAGGUAAUCUCGAAAUGCAUGGUAAACCGUCUGAGACCCAUCUUGGAUGAAAUAAUUUCAGAGACACAAAGUGCCUUCAUCCCUGGGCGUUUAAUUACAGACAACGCAACGAUUGCUUUCGAAUGCUUCCAUAAGAUUCAGUAUAGCAAACAGGCUGCUAAUACCCACUGUGCGUUCAAGUUGGACUUGGCGAAAGCGUAUGAUAGGGUGGACUGGGGAUUCAUGGAAGAGGCCCUGUUGAAACUUGGUUUCGAUCGCAAAUGGGUGGACUGGGUUAUGUGUUGUGUGAAAUCUGUGAGGUAUUCUGUUAAAUACAAUGGUGAACUGCUCGAAACCUUUUCCCCGUCCAGGGGACUUCGUCAGGGUGACCCAUUGAGCCCUUACCUGUUUCUCUUCGUCGCGGAAGGACUCUCCUGUCUGUUGGAUAAACAGAUCCGCAUGGGAAAUAUAACUCCUAUUAAGAUUGCCCAGGGAUGCCCUGGAAUAUCAAAUCUUCUCGAGGUUUGCCCAGUGGAGGUCCAGCAAGACGUCAAAAGUGUGCUUGAUAUCACGGCCUCGACCUUUGAAAGCAAGUACUUAGGACUUCCCACGCCAGAAGGACGAAUGAAAGACUCCAUGUUCCAGCCAAUAAUGGAGAGAUUUAUUAAGAGAUGUUCGGAUUGGUCAGAGAGGAAGGUGCAUUGGAUGUCCUGGGAACGCAUGAUCAAGCCAAAAAGAGGUGGUGGUAUUGGUUUUAAAGAUAUGAAGCUCUUCAACCAAGCCCUGCUCGCACGACAAGCCUGGAGAUUGAUUCAAAGACCGAAUAGCUUGUGUGCGAGAAUUCUAAAAUCCAAAUACUACCCCAAUGGCAAGCUUUUGGACACGGUAUUUGCAUCUAAUGCAUCUCCGGCCUGGCGGGGAAUCGAGCACGGGCUUGAGCUUCUUAAGGCGGGCCUUGUUUGGAGGAUCGGUAAUGAAAGAAAGGUUAACAUUCAACGUGAUCAAUGGAUCCCGCGUGAGGAAGGACUGAAACCUGCACAAUUUAUUCGCCGCUCUAGAUUAAGAUGGGUUAAUCAGUUGAUGAAUACUGACGGCAAUGGUUGGAAUUCGGAGUUGAUCCACCAACUGUUCUAUCAUUUUGAUGCUGAAGCGAUUUGCAAUAUUAAACUUCCAAUUUCGGAGGCGGAGGACAUGGUGGCGUGGCACUUUGAGAAAUCAGGCACCUUCACGGUCCGGAGCGCGUACAGACUGGCGGCAUCCCUCCAAAACCAGGAAUACCGGCCAGCUUCGAGUUCCACAAAUGCAGCCAAUGACCGGUGCAUCUGGGAUAUUAUUUGGAAAGCUAAGGUUCCUGAAAAAAUUAAGAUUUUUGGGUGGAGAAUCGCGACAGACACCCUAGCAACCAAAAUGAACAAAUGGAAACAUACCCUGGAAGUUGACAACACCUGCAAUAUUUGUGGCAACGGAGAUGAAGAUGAAUAUCAUGCAGUGAUUUCCUGUACAAAAAGCAAGGCUCUAAGGAGUGAAAUGCGGAAAAUCUGGGAUCUUCCUAGCGAGUUGCAGUUUAGAUACACUGGGGUGGACUGGCUUCAGAAUCUCCUAGGAACUUGCAAUAUGGAAAUGAGGGUCAAAACCUUACUGCUGCUGUGGAGGUGUUGGUUCCUAUGUGAUGACUGCAUCCAUAGUACAGGGAAGGAGUUAAUCAGCAGAUCAGUUCAUUUUUUGGAGCAAUAUGAGGAGGAACUGAACAUCUGCUACAUGGUGUUUUCGUCAUGCCCAAAGGACAAACAGGCCUUGGGGCAUACUGAGGUUGCUUUGGCUGGGAAAGAUCGGACUGAAGUUGAAGCUAUUGCGGCAAUGCAGCAGGAAAAUGGUUCGGAUCCUGCUUCUGUUGCAGCAAUUUAG